Dendrobium catenatum is the source of this 328-nucleotide messenger RNA. RefSeq names its product flavonol synthase/flavanone 3-hydroxylase-like. The record is from RefSeq and is a predicted model, not a curated record. Lineage: Eukaryota; Viridiplantae; Streptophyta; Magnoliopsida; Asparagales; Orchidaceae. The transcript has a single exon. The annotation marks the transcript as partial.
GAAAGUGAACGAGGAAUAUGCGCAAUACCUUCUGAUUGUGGUGGAAAAUUUGUUGAAGUGGCUCUCAAAGGGGUUAGGGCUUGGAGAGGAAGGCUUGAAGGUGGCUUUGGGUGGAGAGGAGAUGGAAUAUUUGCUCAAAAUAAAUUAUUACCCUCCAUGCCCUCGACCAGAUCUAGCAUUAGGGGUGGUGGCCCACACUGAUUUGUCUGCAAUUACCAUUUUGGUGCCCAAUGAGGUGCCCGGAUUGCAAGUAUUCAAAGAUGACCAUUGGUUUGAUGCCAAAUAUAUCCCUAAUGCUCUUAUUAUUCACAUUGGAGAUCAAAUUGAG